AUGACAGCUGAUUUAUCAAAUCAAAUUCCAACUGUAUUAAUAAUGUUAGGAAUAAUUUGUUUAAUUGGAAUAUUUGGUAAUACACUUGUAAUUAUUGUAUAUUCAUUAAAACAAGAUCGUUUAACAGCUACAUUAUUUAUACUUAUAUUAGCUAUAUCUGAUUUAUUAGCAUGUGUUACACUUAUACCUGGUACAAUGAUUAUAGAAUAUCUUGAAUGGAAUAUUGAUUCAACCUUUUUAUGUAAAUUUUAUUAUUUUAUAAAUAAUACUUUUAUUCCAUUCAGUAGUUUAUUAAUUAGUUGUAUUGCAUUUGAUAGAUAUUUUUGUUUAUGUCAUCCAUUUAAAAAUAUUUUAACAAGAGAACGAGCUAAACGUGAUUUAGUUCAACAUUUACUGUUAGAGUUGAACAAGUUCAUUUUGAUACAAAUAUAA
Molecule: messenger RNA, 432 nt
Organism: Schistosoma spindalis
Lineage: Eukaryota; Metazoa; Platyhelminthes; Trematoda; Strigeidida; Schistosomatidae
Source: the annotation of a GenBank genome assembly